AUGACUAUUUUGGAGAAUCAAAAAGUUUCAGUUAACAGAGAGGAUGUUUUUAAAUUCAUGGAAGGGUUAUGUAUUAAAACAAUAAAUGAAUUUGAUACACAAAAUCAAUCUUCAUAUGCAACAAGAUUAGUUGAUGUUUGCCGUGAGUUGUCUGAAUCAUCUCCAUUGAUUUUGUCAUCACUUCUUAAAAUUGUUGAAAUAGCUCCAAAAUUUGAUUACGAUAAAUUAACUCCAGGAAAUGGUUUUAGAUCAAUAGUUUGUAUCUAUGACACUGCAAUUUUGCAUGUUAUUUCAGUUUUAAGAACUUGUCUGGAACAUUCUAAGAAUCUUAUUUUUAGAAUAUCAUAUUUUACAAAAGAACUUGAAAAUUAUAUGGCUGUUUUUCGUUUUUUGAUUCUCUCAACACAACAAUUAAUAGGUUCCAUUGAUUAUAAUGAGGGUAAUAGUCUUUUUCCACCAAUUGAUAUUGGUGAUUACACUUCAUAUAUUAGUGUUUUUAAAACUGUUAAGGGAUUUGAUGCUUCUUGUUUUUAUAGUAGACCAUUAGGAUUACAAUUUUGUCCCUCUAUUGCAAAAAUGUUUAAAGUAAUAUGUACAUUUUUUGCUUCAUAUAGUAUAGCUUGUGAAAAAAAGAAUGGUCCUUUGGAUAUGAUAGUUAACUCAGCAAAAUAUAUGAUUUCACCAGAGGAAAGAGCAUUGAAAAUAGUUGAUAUUAUCAAAGAAGCUGAUAUUGAAUUUUGUAAAGGAUUUUGGAAUUUACCUGAAUAUGCUACUAUUCCAAAAUGGCUUGGUAUUGUUAUGGCUGUAUGUGAGAUGCGUUCAAUUGAAACACUAUAUAAUUUAACAUUAGAAACUAUAGAAGGUGAGAAGGUUGUUAUACCAAUACCUUCAACAACAAAAGAAUCUCAUGCUAUUAAAUAUCGUAUGAUUUCUUCAUUACAUCGUUUAAAUAUUAGUAAGAAGAGUGGAAACAAAACUAAUCCAUUGUCACCGUAUUUAAUAUUACAUUGUCAUGGUGGUGGUUACCUUGCAACAUCAUCUAAAUCUCAUGAAUGUUAUCUUCGUUCAUGGGCUAAACAAUCAAAUUGUCCAAUUAUUUCAAUAGACUAUUCACUUGCUCCAGAAAGUCCUUAUCCUAAUGCAAUAGAAGAAGUUUUGUAUGCCUAUGCUUAUGUAAUAAAUUAUCCCCAUAAAUUUGGAUGGACAGGUGAAAAAAUAGUUUUUGUUGGUGAUUCAGCCGGUGGAAAUUUAAUUACUUCUGUUACAAUGAGAUUAAUAAGUUUGAAUGUAAAAAGAAUGCCAGAUGCAUUAGUGCCUAUUUAUACACCAUUUCUUUUCCAAUAUUUACCAUCACCAUCAAGAUUAUUAAGUUUUAUGGAUCCCCUUCUUCAUGUAGGAAUGUUAUUGAGAUGCCUAACUGCUUAUACUAUGGGAGAUAUCCCUAUUAAUAAAGUACCUCUACUAUCAAAAAUUGAUGAUUUUAUUGAAACUGAAAGAAAUAAUGUAGAAAGUUAUAUGGAAGAAUUUAGAAAUAGUCAGUUAAUGGAUUAUUUAAAUCCUAUAAAUCACUCAAGUACACUUAGAAAUUUUUUUGACACUACACUUAAUUCCUCUUUUUCUAUGGAUGCAACAUUUUCUUCAAACACUAUGAAUAAUCCAGAAAAUGAUAUAGAGGAAGAUGUAUUUAAUCAAACGCAAAAUGUUGAAGUUGGUAGUAAUCCUGAUUACAUUGUUUUAUCUUCUGGAAAUUUCGAUAGUUCGUUGAUUCAACAUUUCAAGGAAAAUUUUAUACUUUUGAAUGAUCAUGAUGCAAUAUUAAAUGAGAAUAAUGAUGUUUUUGAAGAAGUUGAUGAGGUGAAAAAUAAACAAUUUGAAUUAAAAACACCAAUAAGAGAAAAAAGAAGAUCAUUAAGUGCGAGUAUUGUUAGAACUGCGUCAUUGGCAGCUUUUUAUGCUAUUGAUAAUUUCAAUGAUUGGUUCGAGAGUGCAAAGAAACCUAUAGGACAUGAAGACAAAGAAAAAUUAAGAAGUUCUUUCUCUAUGACAUCUCAAGAAGCUGCACUUGACAAACAAAAUAAAGCUACCCAGGAAAGAACGGCAAUAGAUGAAUUGUUAAAAAUUCAGAUUCCAAGAAAUCCCGAAAUUUCACCAAUGUAUGCUGAUGAGAAAUAUCUAGUGAAAUUCCCACCAACUUACUUUAUAGGAUGCCAUUUAGACCCACUUCUCGAUGAUACAAUAUCUUUUGCUAAAAAGUUAAAAGAAAUUGGUGGAAAAGUCAAGAGAGUCAAAUUGCUGAAUAAUUUAUGUCAUGGAUUUCUUAACUUUACAUAUGUUUCACCAGAAUGUAGGAAAGGUUCAGAUGAAUGUUUGGAAAUUAUAAAAGAAGCUUUAGAUAUAACUGAAGAAUUUACUAAUACAUAG
Molecule: messenger RNA, 2421 nt
Organism: Strongyloides ratti
Lineage: Eukaryota; Metazoa; Nematoda; Chromadorea; Rhabditida; Strongyloididae
Product: Hormone-sensitive lipase
Exons: 2
Coding region: 1-2421 (806 amino acids)
Biological process (GO): cholesterol metabolic process; triglyceride catabolic process
Cellular component (GO): cytosol
Molecular function (GO): sterol ester esterase activity; triacylglycerol lipase activity
Source: RefSeq, a predicted model, not a curated record